Messenger RNA from Dendrobium catenatum, 3192 nucleotides. RefSeq names its product putative pentatricopeptide repeat-containing protein At5g59900. The record is from RefSeq and is a predicted model, not a curated record. The coding region runs from base 261 to 3011 and encodes 916 amino acids. The transcript has 2 exons. Gene Ontology annotation, molecular function: protein binding. NCBI's taxonomy places the organism in Eukaryota, Viridiplantae, Streptophyta, Magnoliopsida, Asparagales, Orchidaceae.
GGGCCUUCGAAAUUCUCUUUUAGUUGCAUCUGAGCAGGGCCCGAACCGUUGAACUCUGUUUCUUCCUGCAUGAACAAUCGGCACCUCCCCCUUGGUCAACACCGCCUAAAAUAAUGCAGCGUUCAAUUAUCAGAUACAGAUGGAGCUGUUAUUCAUGAAACGACACCAAAUCAUUUUACAGUGGCAAAUCAGAGACGCUUAAACCUAUCACAUUCUUCAACAAGGUGUCUACACCAGUUCCCGAUCUCUACCAAGCGAACAUGCGGCAUUUUCGUCUCCAUCCCCUCGUCCGUAUCUCCGUAAGCCGACCACUCUCCAGCUCAUCGUCAUCGUCUUCAUCGUCAGAGAUGGACGAGGGCUUCGUGAAGAUCCUCCUCGAUAUCGUCUUCUCGAAGCACCAGAGCUGGCUUACCGCUCUCUCCAGCCCUUUUAUCUCCUCCCGCCUCCAGCCGCGCCACGUCGAGCUCCUUCUUCUCCAUAUUUCUGAUCAACCUCGCCUCGCCCUCCGCUUCUUCAAUUUUCUCGGCCUCCAUCUCCGCUUUCCCCACUCCCCCCUCUGUUUCUUCAUUCUCGUCCACUCCCUCCUUCGCUCUGGACUGCAUUGGCCUGCCUCCUCCCUCCUCCAAUCUCUCGUCUCCCGCCCUACCUCCCCCGCCGAAGCAUUUUACUCUUUCUCCUUUUCAUUCCAUGCCUGCGCCGCCUCCUCUUCCUCGGCACUUGACUUCCUCAUCGAAGCUUACAUCCAAGCCCGGCACGUCCUCGACGCCCUCGCCAUCCUCAGGCUUUCCAUGUCAGCUGGAAUGAUCCCAGAGGUGCGUACAUUCAGCGACCUCAUCAACGGACUGGUCAAAAUAAGGCGCUUUGAUCGCGCAGUUCAGGUGUUCGAUGAUAUGAAAAUGAAGACUAGGGUCCUGCCUGACGUAUUUAUCUACACCGCGGUUGUGAAGAGCUUCUGCGAGAUGAAUAAUUUGGACAGGGCCUGGGAUUUGAUCUUUCAGAUGGAGAGCAGAGAAUUUGGUGCUUCAAGCUUGACUACAUACAACGUGUUGAUUCAUGGAUUGUGCAAGAAUCAAAGAGUUAUGGAAGCGCUGCAAGUGAAGAAUUCCUUGCCUGAAAAAGGCUUGCUGGCCAAUGAAGUGACCUAUUGUACGAUGAUUAUUGGACUCUGCAAGGCAAGGGAGCUGUGUAUGGCAUUGGAAUUGUUGAAGGAGAUGACGGGGUUAGGAUUGGUUCCAACUGAUGCUGCCAUUUCUUUGGUGGUGGACGAGCUUAGAAAGGAUGGUAAAAUACAAGAUGCUUUUGAUUUGGUUGAGAUGCUAGGGAAGAUGGGAAUCUUUACCAAUUUGUUUUCUUAUAACGCGCUGAUCAAUUCUCUGUGUAAAAGUCAGAAGUUUGAAGAGGCUGAAUCACUUUUCAUUGCGAUGAGAGGCAAAGGUCUGCUGCCAAAUGAUGUUACUUACACUAUAUUGAUUGAUUCAUUGUGUAAGCGGGGGAUGCUAGAGAAUGCCCACAUUCUUUUUGAUAAAAUGAAGCAGGAAGGCCUUCAGGUUUCUUUGUAUCCUUAUAGUUCCCUAAUAAACGGAUAUUGCAGGGCAGGGAAGUUGAUCACUGCUGAGACUCUACUGCAGGAGAUCAUGAACAAUGGUUUGGUACCAAAUGCUUUAAUUUAUACGUCCCUCAUAAGUGGGUACUGCAGAGAAGGAAAUUUGAAAGCUGCUUUGAAGCUUCAUUGCCAUAUGCCUGGAAGGGGUGUGGCCUGGAACACACAUUCUUUCACUGCUCUUAUUAGUGGGUUCUGCCGUGCUAAUGACAUGGAGGAGGCAACCAAGUUAUUUGAUGAAAUGGUUCAAGGCAAUGUGAAGCCAAAUGAAGUGACUUACAAUGUCAUGAUAGAAGGGUAUUGCAUGAGGGGAGAUACUGUCAGGGCCUUCAACCUAUAUGAUGAAAUGUUAGCAAAAGGCCUCGUACCAGAUAAUUAUACCUACAGACCACUAAUAUCUGGGUUGUGUAGAACUGGUAGAACAUCUGAAGCCAUGCAACUUGCGGAUGAUAUAUGCAAUGAAAAUAAAAGGUUGAACAACAUUUCCUGUAGUGCCCUUUUCUAUGGAUUCUGCAGAGAAGGAAGAAUAGCGGAAGCUUACCUGGUUUGGAAGCAGAUGGUAGAGAGAGGAGUUCAAAUGGAUAUUGUUUGCUACAGUGUUCUUAUUCACGGAUUUCUUAAACAUCAUGAAUUUUUCUAUUCCUAUAUGCUGUUGAAGGAGAUGGUUGAUGGGGGAAUCAAGCCUGAUCACAUUCUCUAUACCAACAUAAUUGAAACAUAUUCCAGAGUAGGAAAACUCACAGAGGCCAUGGGUUUUUGGAACAGGAUGGUAUGCCAGGGAUUUGCUCCAAAUACUGUCACAUAUACUGUGUUAAUAGAUGGCCUAUGCAAGGCUGGGUUUUCUUGGAAAGCUAAGCUUCUUUGUAAAGAAAUGUUGGGAAACGGUUUCUUUCCAAAUCAUUUUACUUUUGGCUGUUUCCUAGAUCACCUUGUGAGUGAAGGAAACAUGGAAGAAGCUGUAAAUUUACAUAUUGCGAUGCUGAGGGAGAAGCUAGCGAACACAAGUACUUACAAUAUUUUACUAAAGGGCUUCUGUAAAGAAGGGAUGAUUCAAGAUGCCACCAAUCUCUUUGUUGAAAUGAGGAACUCUAAUUUUCUUCCUGACUGCAUAAGUUAUUCAACACUUAUUUAUGAGAACAACAGAAAAGGUAAUUUAGAGGAAGCAUUUAAACGUUGGCAUGAGAUGUUGAGUGGGGGAAUUAAGCCUGACACUCUGGCUUACAAUUUUAUGAUAUAUGGGUGUGCAUUAAAAGGUGAGAUGCAGAAGGCUUUUGCCUUGUAUGAUGAUAUGAUCAGAACUAGUACAAAGCCAAACUCAGCAACUUUUUGCACUCUCAUUCAUGGCACAUCGGUGAUGGCUGCCCGUGUAAAGCGUUUCCCUUGCUUACUGGGUCAUAAUUAUUGUAUAUAAUUUAUUGAGUAUCAAAACCAUUCAAAAUGGGUAUAACUGCUAGAAAGGGUCUGGCUUUGUCUAAUUCUUGACAGUAUAUUUGAAGAACGAAUUUGAGAUGCCACUCCUUUACAACAUUUUGUAUAGAGAAACAUCUCUGUAGAUGAGGCUCUGCAGUCUAAUGAAAAUUGGUUAGCGGCAA